AAGGGGUUGUUACCGAAGUAGCGUCAGAAUGAAACUACGGAGCCCCGAAAGGCCUUUUGCGUUCCCCGGAAAAACACUGCGUAGUUUUCUGGGAGGGACGUGAAUACAACAUAUUUUCCUCAUGCUACAACUUUUUUUUAAUCAACAUGCCACUCUAGCUGUUCCAUAUCAAGCCCACACAAUCACACUCAACUAAACUGAAACUGCGCUCUUUGACACACGCUAAGAUUACGAAUACAAUCACGUUUACUACUUUCUAUAUACAACGAACACCCGUAUAGACUGAGCAACAGCCUAUUGUUAACUUCCGUCUCACGUAUGUGGGAAAUGAUUUACAAAAUUACAAUCACAUGAUGAUUGCAUCAAGCGCUGCCAUUUCAGGAUAUCUUACUUCUCACUACGUUUACAAUAUGGAGAGACCAAUUGUGAGUGACUAUGGAACUAACUACGGCACCAUUAACCCGAAUUAUAGUUUACCAGCACCAGCCAUGGCGGCCGCACCUGCGACAAGCACCUACGGACCUUCUGCACCGCCUGCAAAUAUGUUUGAUACAUUCCCUGGAUAUGAGGGAACAGUGGCUGGUGGAGGCGGUGGGUAUCUUCCACCUCCAAUGCCUGCACCAAUGCCUGUGCCUGAACGGGCCCCCAGCUCACCAGACUGGCAUAUACCCUCCAUCUCAGAGGACCAAGCACGUGAAGCUUUCUCAACAUACGUUUCCAGCAAGUGUUGCUAUGGUUCUGCCCCCGUCAGAGAGGGAGUCAUAACCAGUAUGGAGUCCUUUAAUACCUACAGGUAUCGUUUGGAGACAUUCUUGGAGUCCAGAUCCACUGAAUGGAGUCAGGAGCCUUACGCAGGUCAGGCUGUGGAUGCUGGUGUUCAGCCUGCUCCAGGUCCAUGGCUGAUUGCAGCUCAAACUCCGGCCUUCUUUCAAGAACAUAAGCAGACCAUUAAAGUGCCUUAUACUUCCUCAGUCAAGAACUGUCACACAUGUCUGGGAACGGGAAGACGCCCCUGUACCACCUGUUCUGGAGCUGGAAACAAACCCUGUUGGGUGUGUAAUGGUUCUGGUUACCGUCAUUCUGAUGACCGUUGCACGCACUGCAAUGGGCGCGGACGUGAAAACUGUAGUUCAUGUAGCGGCAACGGCUUUUGCCAGUGUGACACCUGCCGUGGAAAGAGACAGCUGCUCGUCUUCAUCAACCUCACUGUUAAAUGGAGCACUGAGAAGGAUGAUUUCAUAGCACAAGAUUCCAGUGGUCUGAGAGUGGAAAAUCUGGGGAAGGUUUCAGGGAAGGAGCUCUACAAAGAUGCCCAGUAUAUGGUCUAUCCAGUGAGGGGCUUUCCUGAUGUUGCUGUUGCACAAGCUUCUGAGCGCUUAGUCGGAGACCAUCAGGUGAAAUACGCCCAAACAUCUCGCAUAUUACAACAGAGGCAGACGAUUGAGCUCAUUCCCAUAACCAAAGUGAACUACAUGUGGAAAGGAAAGUCUUAUGUUUACUAUGUGUUUGGAAAUGAGUUUAAAGUGAACGCUGAUGACUAUCCCGACACCUGCUGCUGUUCUGUGAUGUAACAUCAAAUACACCUGACCUUACAGUAUAAUAUAAAUGCUAUAUAUCCAUUAAGAUGAGCAAAUAUACUGUGUAUUUUGCCUGUACAGCCCACAAUCAUGACAUCUGUAGCUAACAGAUGACAAAAGACAAAACACAACAUGUCUGAAUGGGGCAUUGUUUAUGCAGCUUAAUGUAUGUAACAUUUUACGUGUAACCUCACUCAAUAUAACCAAAUGUGAAUUACUAGACCUCUUAUAGAUUAAUGCACUUUUCAGAAGACCUAACUAUUGAAGCAUAUGCAGUUAAGUCUGUAGUAAAUCUAUAAACAAAAACAAUGUAUUAUGAAAAAGAAAAGGUCAAAAUAAACUGUGAGUUUUGAGAAAGGA
Molecule: messenger RNA, 1937 nt
Organism: Labeo rohita (rohu)
Lineage: Eukaryota; Metazoa; Chordata; Actinopteri; Cypriniformes; Cyprinidae
Gene: ssuh2rs1
Product: ssu-2 homolog, related sequence 1
Exons: 13
Coding region: 351-1571 (406 amino acids)
Source: RefSeq, a predicted model, not a curated record